This is a messenger RNA of Exserohilum turcica Et28A, 2409 nucleotides long. RefSeq lists its product as uncharacterized. The coding region runs from base 1 to 2409 and encodes 802 amino acids. NCBI's taxonomy places the organism in Eukaryota, Fungi, Ascomycota, Dothideomycetes, Pleosporales, Pleosporaceae. Gene Ontology annotation, cellular component: cytoplasm. The transcript is spliced from 3 exons. The record is from RefSeq and is a predicted model, not a curated record.
AUGCCUUCGUUUCUGCGAAAUCUCGGCAGGAGGAACAGUCGCAUGGUCAAGGCGGCCGACAGACCGCAGACCAGCACCCACCAGCAGCAGCAGCAGAAUGGCAAAGGCCUCGCCCAUCGCGCUUCUGCCUCUACCCUAAACUCGUCCCAGGUCGCCUCUUCCACGCCCUCGACUACGCCCGCCACCUCGACCACCGACGAGCUCACCACGCACACCAAAGACGUGACCAAUGGCCCCACUCCCGCGCCCGCGCACGCGCGACCACAACGGCCAGGCGUGGAUACGGUCAAGCGCUACAGCACCAAUGUAGGCAGUUGCGGCACUUUGGUAGAGCCGCCCUCUAACAAGCACAUCCAGAGCAUGGCCUCGCCCGCGUCCGCCGGCUCCAACGGCUCCUUGAAUCGAUCGUCCCUGCUUGCGCCUCGUGUCUUGUCGGUUUCGGACAACUCUUGGGUGCAUCAACAGGUCCUGCUCAUCUUUGGGCAGGUCGGCGAGCCCCAGAGCAGACCCUUGGACGGCACACUUACGGUUAACCACCACCAGGGCCGCUUCCCCUCGACUUGCUGGCCGGUACACGAGUCGUACUUCAAGGCAUUGGUGCAUCUCGAGCCUGGCUGGAACAGAAUUCGCCUCGACUUCUCCUCGCCCAAAGUCUCUGCUUCCAACACGUCGGUCCCCGCACACGCAUCCGUUAUUAAUAUAAACUAUCUGCCCUUGACGCACUCGCCGCCCCUUCAGCUCGCCAUCAUACUUGGACACGAUUCUCCAGGAACAUAUGAUGCCCCGCCCGAGCGCAUCCAGCGUGAAGGCAAUGGGCUCGACCUCGCCGUGAAGAAGUUCAGGAUGGCUGCAUACCUAUGGCAAGCCUUCACCGGCGAGCAGAUGAAGCGCUAUGGCUUUGGCCGUCGAUGCUUUCGUUUCGAGGAUGCCUGGGAACCUGGUAGUCUGAGCUACCAAGACUGGGCUGAGAACCAAUACCGGACACAGGCAAAGAUCCACAUUAUUCGUUCCAGAAGAUCGGUCGCGGAAAUCAGGGACCUCGAGCGUGCGCAACAGUACGGCCCGGCAACCAAGAAGAAUGAGUUGUUUGACAUUGCCAUGGAAGCGUGCAGAGACUAUUUCCAUAUUGCGCCAGGCCAAAAGCAUUACGUUUCUUGCUUGUUCCUGGACACACACUGGGAUACGCAGACACAGACCGUGCGGGGUCAUGCGGCCCUGGGCGGCGGCGGCGGUGAUCUGCAGCUUGCCAUCUUUGGGUCACAUGCGCUCCACAGCUACCCGUCGAGCAUUGAGGAGGUUUUCCAGGCCUUCCAGGACUGUACACGAACCGAUACCGCUGUUGUUGCAAACGACUGUAACGAGUCCGGGAGCAAUUGGGAAGCGGCUAACAUUGGUAUUGGAGCACACCUUCACGAAACGGGCCAUCUUUUCGGCUGCCCACAUCAAGAGUGGGGUGUCAUGUUACGCGAUUAUGUCACAUUAAACCGUACAUUCACUUGCCGGGAGCCCUACUCUACUCGAACCAAGUCACCAGGUCAGCGGCUAGUUUUGCCAAACGACGAGUGCAGAUGGCACAAAUUGGACGUACUACGGUUCCGCUUCCACCCCUGCUUCCGGAUACCCAUUGAUGCCCCAAUGGUCAACGGAGACGACAGCGUACAGGUGUGGACCGUUGACACCAGCCAAGGCGGCGUCAUUGCAACGUCCAAAUCCGGCAUUGCCUGGGUAGAGCUCUAUACCCAAGGAGACGACGUUUGCCGUCACUGGAAAGAGUUUCCCGAGUUGGAUGGCCAGUAUCCGCGACAGGUUACGCUGGAUGAAGGCUCUCUCCGCGCACUUCUCUCUGCUGAUAAGCAAAAAUCGCGCCUGAAAGUCGAGGUAUUCUCGGCAGGUGGCGGCAAGCAUGUUAUUGAAGACUUUGGCAAGCUAGCUAACCAGAACCUUGCUCGGGUCAAGUUGCCAGAUGGCCGUUGGGGCUACCGUGGUAGCAAGCUGGGUUACUCUCAAAUGGAGGGUUCACGGCCAGAAGAAAUUGUUUUUGAUUAUGUUCACAUCCAGACCAAACUUCUACUCCGCAUAAAGGUGUACCAUGGCUACGCUGUAGAUGGACUAGAGUUUGUCUACGAGGAUAAGGAUACUCAGAUGUUCGGCAAGCGAGGAGGUAGUGUUUCAGAGUUUGCCUUGGACACACGCAAGGGCGAAUUAUUGCUUGGCUUCUCUCUCCGAGCUGGUCUCUGGAUUGACGGUCUGCAAAUCCUAACAAGUCUGGGAAGGAAGAGCGAGUGGUAUGGAAAUCCGAAUGGCGGCAGCGGACACACGCUCAUCCCACCCCGUGGCUACACCAUUGGUGGAAUCUCUGGAUCCUGCGCACAGUGGCUUGACGGUUUUUCGCUCAUCAUCACGCGAUGA